Racocetra persica is the source of this 227-nucleotide messenger RNA. The record is from the annotation of a GenBank genome assembly. Lineage: Eukaryota; Fungi; Glomeromycota; Glomeromycetes; Diversisporales; Gigasporaceae.
AUUGGAUGUAUCAAAGACGUUUAGAACUGAUAUGGAAAUAAAUGAUAAAAUUAAGUUGGGAAAUAUAUUUGGUCAAUAUGAUCCUGGUUAUCUAGUUUUUAUUUCAGGUGGAAGUAUUGAAAUAGCAUAUCAUCCAGAUAUGACACAAGUUAACAGUAUUCAAGUGUUUUCCCAAAUGGUUGUAGAUCAAAUUAUGGAUAAAAUAUCUAAAGUUAAGGAUGAAGAUG